AUGUCGAUCGAGUAUUUGCAAGUAGCAGAAGAUGAGGGCGAAGAGCCUAUAGAGCUCCCGACCGAAGAUGACGGUACUUUACUUUUAAGUACCCUAUCUGCUCAAUUUCCGGGAGCUUCAGGGCUCAAGUAUAGAAAUCCAGAGAAUAAGUCUGUAAGGGGCGUGAGGUUGAACGAUGGGCGCUUGCACCCACCACCUGAGGGUGGUUGGGGUUCGCAUAUUUAUUACUGUGUGUUUCCUAAAGAAAAUAAACGAAAAAGUGAUGAUAAUCUUGAAAACACUACCGCCAAGACUAAACGUAUGGAAACCAAAUUACGUUGUACUGAUUUAAUAGUAUUAGGUUUACCAUGGAAAACUACAGAGCAAAAUUUGAGAGAAUAUUUUGAAACGUUUGGUGAAGUCUUAAUGGCACAGGUUAAGAAAGAUCCAAAAACGGGUCAGUCGAAAGGGUUUGGUUUCAUAAGGUUUGCCUCUUAUGAAUCACAAAUGAGGGUAUUGACUCAAAGACACAUGAUUGAUGGACGCUGGUGUGAUGUGAAAGUACCUAAUUCAAAAGAAGGACUCAUUCAGCAGGUUCCCUGCAAAGUGUUUAUUGGCAGAUGUACAGAAGAUUUAACUGCUGAUGAUUUACGUGAAUAUUUUGGUAAAUUUGGAGAAGUUACAGAUGUUUUUAUCCCUAAACCAUUUAGAGCUUUUAGUUUUGUUACGUUUCUAGACCCUGAAGUUGCUCAAAGUUUAUGUGGUGAAGACCAUAUCAUUAAAGGUGUUUCUGUUCAUGUUUCAAAUGCUGCUCCAAAAUCUGAAACAAGAUCUAAACACGGUUAUGAUAGGGGAGGUCCCCACAGCAAUAGGGGUCCUCCAAGUGGUCCAGAUGGGCCGGGCGGAAUGUACCCACAAAGAUAUAAUGGACCUCCAGGACCCAAUCAAGGGAAUUGGGGAAAUCAAGGAGGACCCAGAGGCAAUCUUGAUAUGCCUAACUUGCAAGCAUUAGGCAUUACGGGCCAAGGACAACAAAAUAACAACCAGGGAGGUUGCAAUCCUCUUGGAUUAGGACUUAAUUUGGGAGCCCUUCCAAUGAACCCCGCGCUUGUUGCCGCUGCGUUGAAUCAGGCAGGCUGGGGUCUCAUAGGUAACCUUCAGAAUCAACCUGAACCCAAUUUCAAUCAAGGAUUCAGUAAUGGGCCCAACAAUAACAGCGGUGGCUUUUCCGCAGGAAGUAAUCAAGGUCAAGGUAAUCAAGGAGGCGGGGGAGGCCCGGGAUUUCUGAACUGGAUGAAUCAGGGAGGCGGCGGACCAGGCGGAGGUCAAGAUGGCGGCCAAUGGCCUGCCAGGCCUCCACCGGGCCAGAACCAAGACAAAGGGUUCUUAAAGUAUGACUAGGGAAGGGCGGUCGCCUCCCAAACACAUGGCGAGGUUAUUAAGAAGACUAUGGUUUAUCUAACUAAUAAAACUGAUUACAAAAGUAAUUUUAGUAACCAGAAGUACCGUCAAAAUUAACAGUCAUAGUGCUGUACAAGGUCAUCGUCAACAACAUUAAAUAAGAUUUUCUUGCAGUAGCGAAAUGCCCAUAUAGGAUUUUUUGGAGAGGUGAAUCUGCCACAUAGGUAUAGACAUUUUUCACAAAUAAAUUGUAUUUUACCUAUUUUAUUUUUUUGAUGUCGCCUGUUGAAAUCUUUCCUGACUCGUUGGGCACAUCUUUAGCUAAGGUAUUCUGUGCUUUAGAGCAUUUAUCAUGUUAGUUAAUUUUGAUUAUCGUUUUUGUAUCUGCCAUUGUUCAUUAUAAUGAAAAUUAUUUAUUUUUUUAGCAUGCUAAAACAGUUAUUAAUAAUAUCGACUUUAUAACACUAUUUAAAAAUGAAUAGAAUAUAGUUAUUAUCUUCAAUGUCCUUAUAUGCAUAUAAUAAGUAGGAAUAAGAUUAUUAUAAAGUUUUAUUAUCUUUUUUGUUAUAUAUUUUGGAUGAUGUAAUGUAUGUCUUUGUGUUAUUGAUUCUCUUAUUAGAGAUAGAUUUUUAUUAUAAAUUUGGUGUUGUAUAUUCAAGAAAGGUUAAUAUGUGGUAUAAUGUAUGGGAAUAAUUUUUAAAUUGCCAGGGAAGUAAAAGUGUUUGUAUUAUAGUUAUGAUGACAAUGAGAUUAAGGAUUGCUUUUCAGUUUGAGGCUUAGAUAUUACAUGUUGUAUGAUUUCUAUUAUUAAGUUGACAUAAAUAGAACAGAAUGAGUGAUU
Sitophilus oryzae (rice weevil) is the source of this 2221-nucleotide messenger RNA. RefSeq names its product TAR DNA-binding protein 43 (gene TBPH). The record is from RefSeq and is a predicted model, not a curated record. Gene Ontology annotation, cellular component: nucleoplasm. Gene Ontology annotation, molecular function: RNA binding. The transcript has 10 exons. Gene Ontology annotation, biological process: regulation of gene expression. The coding region runs from base 1 to 1380 and encodes 459 amino acids. Lineage: Eukaryota; Metazoa; Arthropoda; Insecta; Coleoptera; Curculionidae.